Messenger RNA from Cydia fagiglandana, 2537 nucleotides. RefSeq names its product AFG3-like protein 2 (gene Afg3l2). The record is from RefSeq and is a predicted model, not a curated record. Gene Ontology annotation, cellular component: m-AAA complex; membrane. Gene Ontology annotation, molecular function: metalloendopeptidase activity; zinc ion binding; ATP binding. Lineage: Eukaryota; Metazoa; Arthropoda; Insecta; Lepidoptera; Tortricidae. Bases 118 to 2460 code for a protein of 780 amino acids. Gene Ontology annotation, biological process: mitochondrial protein processing. The transcript has 3 exons.
GUCAUAAGUCAUCUCACACAAAUAAUUGUUAUGACGUUAUUCUCAGUUAAUUUUCAAUAGUAUUGUGAAAUAUAAAUCAUCAUUAAUCAUUGUAAAUAGUCACUUCUAUAUAUCAGCAUGUGGAAAGGGCUCAGGUUAACCCACACUCAGUUAUCAAAAUUGCAGUUCAGUGGCCAUAAAAUUCAACCAGUCAGCGUUGCGGCACUAGAUUCCGUUCUGAACCAGUGGUACAGAUUUUGUCAGAAACCACCUAAGGGCUUUGAAAAAUAUUUCCAACCUGGAACAAGUCAAAAGCAGCAGAAAAAGCCGGACAAAGAUGACAGCCCAGCGCCGUCAAAAAGCUCACCCCCGCCAUCCAGACCAAGUUCCUCCAGAGAUGACAAAUGGAAUAUGAACAUGUUUUCAAACACAGGCCCUGGUAGUGGUGGCGGUCGCGGCUCCUACGAAGGUGGCGACAGGGAAAAAUGGAUGAUGUUUGGUGCAAUGGGUGUCGUAACCUUACUCGCCUCGAUAGCCUACUUCGAACUUAGAUAUAGAGAAAUAAGUUGGAGAGAUUUCGUUAAUCAGUACCUCAAUAAAGGACUUGUGGAAAAGCUUGAAGUGAUUAAUAAGAAAUGGGUGAGAGUGAAGUUACAACCAGGAUCAGCACUAGAGAACAAGGUUAUCUGGUUUGCUAUUGGCAGUGUGGAUUCCUUUGAGAGAAACUUAGAAAACGCACAAAUUGAAAUGAAUGUUGAUCCACCGAAUUUUAUUUCUGUUAUUUAUAAAACCGAAGUGGAAGCAUCUAGUUUAACUGGCAUGUUACCUACUUUGCUCAUAAUUGGGUUCUUAAUUUACAUGAUGCGCCGCUCGGCCGACAUGAUGGGCCGUGGAGGCCGCAAAGGUGGUGGCCUCUUUGGAGGAGUGAUGGAAUCAACUGCGAAACUAAUAAAUCCAACUGACAUUGGUGUAAAAUUCCAAGAUGUUGCUGGCUGUGAAGAAGCCAAGAUUGAGAUAAUGGAGUUUGUCAAUUUUCUCAAGAACCCUCAGCAGUACCUAGAUUUGGGAGCCAAGAUACCCAAAGGUGCUCUGCUCACUGGGCCCCCAGGCACUGGCAAAACUCUGCUGGCUAAAGCAACUGCAGGGGAAGCAAAUGUCCCAUUCCUCACAGUGUCUGGAUCUGAGUUCCUGGAGAUGUUUGUUGGUGUUGGUCCUUCCAGAGUUAGAGACAUGUUUGCAAUGGCUCGUAAACAUGCCCCUUGCAUUUUAUUCAUUGAUGAAAUUGAUGCAGUCGGUAGAAAGAGGGGUGGACGCAGCUUUGGAGGCCAUUCAGAACAGGAGAACACUCUUAACCAACUGCUAGUAGAAAUGGAUGGCUUCAACACUACCACUAAUGUUGUUGUUCUAGCAGCCACUAACAGGGUUGACAUCCUUGAUAAAGCCUUGUUGCGACCAGGGAGAUUUGACAGACAAAUAUUUGUACCAGCACCAGAUAUUAAGGGCAGAGCUUCCAUUUUCAAAGUACAUCUCCAACCAUUAAAGACUACCAUAAAUAAGGAGAACCUAGCACGAAAAAUGGCUGCAUUAACUCCAGGUUUCACUGGUGCAGACAUAGCCAAUGUGUGCAAUGAGGCUGCCCUGAUUGCUGCCAGGGAGCUGGCGCACAACAUCACCCUGAAGAACUUUGAACAAGCUAUUGAGAGGGUUGUGGCUGGUAUGGAAAAGAAAUCGAAUGUACUACAGCCGGAAGAAAGAAAGAUAGUUGCAUACCAUGAGGCAGGACAUGCUGUUGCCGGCUGGUUCUUGCAGCAUGCAGACCCUUUGCUUAAGGUCUCUAUCAUUCCAAGGGGAAAGGGUCUCGGAUAUGCCCAGUAUUUGCCAAAAGAACAAUACCUUUACAGCAAGGAACAACUGUUUGAUAGAAUGUGCAUGACUCUUGGUGGAAGAGUUAGUGAAGAGCUGUUCUUUGGUAGAAUCACCACAGGAGCACAAGAUGACUUAAAAAAGAUAACUCAGAGUGCCUAUGCCCAAAUAGUUCACUAUGGCAUGAACCCUAAAGUUGGUAAUGUAUCAUUUGAAAUGCCACAGCCAGGUGAAAUGGUCAUAGAUAAGCCCUAUUCAGAGAAAACAGCUGAACUCAUUGAUGGUGAAGUCAGAGUAUUAAUUGAUUCAGCACAUAAGCACACAACAACCUUAUUGACUCAGCAUAAGGAGAACAUCAUAAAAGUUGCAGAAAGGUUGUUAAAGCAAGAGAUUUUGAGUAGAGAUGAUAUGAUUGAGUUACUGGGACCCAGACCUUUCCCAGAAAAGAGCACCUACGAGGAGUUUGUCGAAGGCACAGGGUCUUUAGACGAGGACACCACAUUGCCAGAGGGACUUAAAGAUUGGAACAAAGACAAACCAACUGUACCAGCCCCAGAAAGUAUAAAAGAAUCCAAAACGAGUACUAGUACUGCUGCCACUAGUCCAAGUAAAAACUAGAGUGUGUUUAUUGAUUAUAGUAGAUUGUUGAGUUGUUAGUCAGUUUUAUGUGAAAUAAAUAUUUUAACUACCUUUAA